AUGCGCAGACGAUCCUCUCUGCGAUCCACGAGUCUCGGCCAGGAAUACGACCUCGGCUACUGUGACGGCGCUACGGUCACAGAGGAGAAGCUCCUCUUCCUCGUCGAGGAGGUGGCCGGUCGGCCCUUGAAGGUCAGGAGCCGCAAGGCCGCCACUGAUACUCCGCAGGACGAGACCCGCCUGGCCUGGCGGUCGGUCCGAACUUAUGUCACCGCAAUCACGGAUCUUUACCGGACGCAGAAGGCCCUCGGAAUGAAUACGCACCCGUCGCCGCGCGAGGACAACUUUGCCGGGGAGGGCUCGACCCGGUGCAUGCCGCUCAUCUUUACGACACGAGCCGGCAAGCAGAACCAGCACGGCCGCCUCGAGACCGCCGGCGCGUAUCGGAAUAGGAACCCGCUAAUCUGCAUCUUGGGUGGCCUCUCGUUCUACCUCUUGUAUCGUUGGGAUCUCGGUAGUGAGCCGUUUCCCGAUUUCAGCAGGCGGUCCUCGUGGUACGACAUCCGGCUAAUCAAGGGUAACGGCACCGGCCGGACGGCGGCUUUCUCGUACAACUCACAGCGCGAGUGGGUUGUCAAGGCCUUCGCCUACGCCGGCGUCACGUCGCAGAAGAAGACGCAUGAGCAGAUGGUCGGCUGUUACCUGAACUCGUUGCCUCGCAAGUUCAUGCGUACGAUGGCCGGGCACCCGCCGCAGGCCGGAUGCUUCGAGAUACGCCGUGCCGGCGUGACGCCGCCGGAGGUCCUGCUCUCGAUGAUCUGGCCCGAGCUGGACCGUUGGCGAGGCCGGUUCGGUCCCGGUACCGAGCAGGAGAACGACCUGGCAGCGAUGGGUUCGACGAACCUCAUCUUCUAUUUACGGGAGGUUGUCUUGCAGGAUUCCGUUGUCCUGAUGAAGAAAUACCCCGGCAGCCCCGUUUGGAACCACCCGGUCUUCCGGCAUCCGGCCUACGCCCCGUUCGCGCACCAGCUAUCGGACUUCAUCCUUGAAGAGGAGCGUCCAAGCCAGCUUGCAGUCCUAGUCCAGGCGAUGCCGGUCCUCGCGGACUAUCUUAAAUCCAUCGACGCGCGGAACGAAGCAAGGACGAUCCAGCUUAAAACAGAGCUAAGCGAGCAGCUUCGAGCCACCGAAGAACGUCUUGCGGUAGCCCAGUCGUCCCUUUUUUCGAAUGGUUUCAACUUCCAAGUUACGGCCGCGACGACCACCACUGCCACCACGGCCCCGGCCGUGCCGUGCCACGAGCCGACGGCGACAGAUACGAUCACGGUUAAGACAGAGCCACCGCCACGGUAUCAGAUGUGCCGAGCAGUAAAAAUGGUCGAGGCGCUCUGGAGCGAGUGGACGGUUGGCCUUCGAGGCGGGCCAGCCAUUGCCGACCUCGACGGUAGAUGGGAAGCCGGUGGCGCGCCGGGCGACAAAAUGAAUUGCAGUGGUAUUCGUUACGGCUCGAGGUUAUAA
Messenger RNA from Hirsutella rhossiliensis, 1458 nucleotides. RefSeq names its product centromere DNA-binding protein complex CBF3 subunit. The coding region runs from base 1 to 1458 and encodes 485 amino acids. The record is from RefSeq and is a predicted model, not a curated record. Gene Ontology annotation, molecular function: DNA binding. The transcript is spliced from 5 exons. Lineage: Eukaryota; Fungi; Ascomycota; Sordariomycetes; Hypocreales; Ophiocordycipitaceae.